CGACGAUUUCCCUCCACGCCGGGACUGGCUUGUGGGGGAGGGAGGCGGUUAGUGGGCUUUAGCGCCUUUUCUGGCGGCGGUAGAUUUGAAGCGCUUUAAAGGACCGGACCCCGAGAAGUGAAGACUACAGGAGCAGGAGUGAAAGGAUUGGAUUAGUCUGCCCUUGAUUUUUCUCUAUUUAAAGAUUGAAGUAUUGGAGCCAUGGGAAUAAAGGUUCAGCGUCCUCGAUGUUUUUUUGACAUUGCCAUUAAUAAUCAACCUGCUGGAAGAGUUGUCUUUGAAUUAUUUUCUGAUGUGUGCCCCAAAACAUGCGAGAACUUUCGUUGUCUUUGUACAGGUGAAAAGGGGACAGGGAAAUCAACUCAGAAGCCAUUACAUUAUAAGAGUUGUCUUUUUCACAGAGUUGUCAAAGAUUUUAUGGUUCAAGGUGGUGACUUCAGUGAAGGAAAUGGACGAGGCGGGGAAUCUAUUUAUGGAGGAUUUUUUGAAGAUGAGAGUUUUGCUGUUAAACACAACAAAGAAUUUCUCUUGUCUAUGGCCAACAGAGGGAAGGAUACAAAUGGUUCACAGUUCUUCAUAACAACGAAGCCAACUCCUCAUUUAGAUGGGCAUCAUGUUGUUUUUGGGCAAGUGAUAUCUGGUCAAGAAGUUGUGAGAGAGAUAGAAAACCAGAAAACAGAUGCAGCUAGCAAACCAUUUGCUGAGGUGCGGAUACUCAGUUGUGGAGAGCUAAUUCCCAAAUCUAAAGCUAAGAAAGAAGAAAAGAAAAGACAUAAGUCAUCAUCAUCAUCUUCCUCCUCAUCCAGUGACUCAGAUAGCUCAAGUGAUUCUCAGUCGUCUUCUGAUUCUUCUGAUUCAGAAAGUGCUUCUGAAGAGAAAUCAAAAAAAAGAAAAAAGAAACAUAGGAAAAAUUCCCGAAAACACAAGAAAGAAAAGAAGAAGAGAAAGAAAAGCAAGAAAAGUGCAUCUAGUGAAAGUGAGACUGAAAAUCUUGAAGCACAACCCCAGUCUACUGUCCGUCCAGAAGAGAUCCCUCCUAUACCUGAAAAUAGAUUCCUAAUGAGAAAAAGUCCUCCUAAAGCUGAUGAAAAAGAAAGGAAAAACAGAGAAAGAGAGCGAGAGAGAGAGUGUAAUCCACCUAACUCCCAGCCUGCUUCAUACCAGAGGCGACUUUUAGUUACUAGGUCUGGCAGGAAAAUUAAAGGAAGAGGACCAAGGCGUUACCGAACUCCUUCUAGAUCCAGAUCAAGGGAUCGUUUCAGACGUAGUGAGACUCCUCCACAUUGGAGGCAAGAGAUGCAGAGAGCACAAAGAAUGAGGGUAUCAAGUGGUGAAAGAUGGAUCAAAGGGGAUAAGAGUGAGUUAAAUGAAAUAAAAGAAAAUCAAAGAAGUCCAGUUAGAGUAAAAGAGAAAAAAGUAACUGAUCACAGGCAUGUGUCUGAGAGUCCAAACAGAAAAAAUGAAAAGGAAAAGAAAGUUAAAGACCACAAAUCUAACAGCAAAGAGAGAGACAUCAGAAGAAACUCAGAAAAGGAUGAUAAGUAUAAUAAAAACAAAGUGAAGAAAAGGGCCAAAUCUAAAAGUAGGAGUAAGAGCAAAGAGAAAUCAAAGAGUAAAGAAAGAGAUGCAAAGCAUAAUAGACAUGAAGAAAAGAGGAUGAGAUCAAGGAGUAAAGAAAGGGAUCAUGAGAUUGUUAAAGAAAAAGAAAAGUCUGAUUCUAAAGGAAAAGAUCAGGAAAGGAGUAGAAGUAAAGAGAAGUCUAAACAGUUAGAAUCAAAAAGUAAUGAGCAUGAUCAUAAUAAAAGUAAGGAAAAGGAUAGACGUGCACAGUCUAGAAGUAGAGAACGUGAUAUCACUAAAGGCAAACACAGUUACAAUAGUAGAACAAGGGAACGAAGCAGAAGUAGGGACAGGAGCAGAAGAGUGCGAUCUAGAAGCCAUGACCGAGAUCGCAGCAGAAGCAAGGAGUACCAUAGAUACAGAGAACAAGAGUACAGGAGAAGGGGAAGGUCUCGAAGCCGAGAGAGAAGAGCAUCACCAGGAAGAUCAAGAAGUAAAGAUAGAAGGAGGAGGAGGAGAGAUUCACGGAGCUCAGAGAGAGAAGAAAGUCAAAGCAGAAACAAAGAAAAAUAUAGAAACCAAGAAAGUAAGAGUUCACACAGAAAAGAAAAUUCUGAGGGUGAGAAGAGAAUGUACUCUAAAAAUCGUGAUCAUAAUAGCUCAAAUAAUAGGGAAAAAAAGGCUGAUAGAGAUCAAAGUCCAUUCUCAAAAAUAAAACAAAGUAGUCAGGACAAUGAGUUAAAGUUCUCCACGUUGAAAAAUAAGGAGGAUGAGAAGACCAGAUCCUCAGUGGAAAAAGAAAACCAAAAAUCAAAGGGUCAAGAAAAUGACCACAUACAUGAUAAAAAUAAAAAAUUUGAUCAUGAAUCAAGCCCUGGAACAGAUGAAGACAAAAGUGGAUGAGUGAGUUGUGUAAACUUCUUAUUUCCAUUCUGCUCAAAUUUUAAGUUUUAGAGACUUGCUGAUGAAUCUCCUUUAUGUUGUUUUCCUCUUUUCAUUGUUUUUGGGUUUUAUGUUUGUCCCUUUUUUUUUUUUAAUGUGGACUUUAUUGAGUUGAUCUUUUGAUAAUCUGCAACCUGGAUAAUUUGUACUGCUAAAGUUUUAAUAAACUUGAAAUGAGAAAAACA
Messenger RNA from Neomonachus schauinslandi (Hawaiian monk seal), 2687 nucleotides. RefSeq names its product peptidylprolyl isomerase G (gene PPIG). Gene Ontology annotation, cellular component: nucleus. Gene Ontology annotation, molecular function: peptidyl-prolyl cis-trans isomerase activity. The record is from RefSeq and is a predicted model, not a curated record. Gene Ontology annotation, biological process: protein peptidyl-prolyl isomerization; protein folding. The transcript is spliced from 14 exons. Bases 202 to 2463 code for a protein of 753 amino acids. NCBI's taxonomy places the organism in Eukaryota, Metazoa, Chordata, Mammalia, Carnivora, Phocidae.